Molecule: messenger RNA, 1905 nt
Organism: Columba livia (rock pigeon)
Lineage: Eukaryota; Metazoa; Chordata; Aves; Columbiformes; Columbidae
Gene: PANK2
Product: pantothenate kinase 2
Exons: 7
Coding region: 103-1410 (435 amino acids)
Biological process (GO): coenzyme A biosynthetic process
Cellular component (GO): nucleus; cytosol
Molecular function (GO): pantothenate kinase activity; ATP binding
Source: RefSeq, a predicted model, not a curated record
GUGGCGCAGGCGCGCUGGGGGCGGCUGCUGCGGCGGCGGCGGCGGCUGUGAGGAGCGCGGCGCGGCGGGGCGGGCGGCCCAUGGGGCCGGGCCGCGCUGCGGAUGGAGCCGCUGCGCAACGGCGGCGCCACGGAGGAGAAGUCACGGCGGCGCGGCGUGGCGGGGGCGGACGCCGGGCCCCCGCGGCGGCGGAGCAGCAGCAGCGGAGGCGGCAGUGGCUGCUCCUCCUCGGCGGGCGUUGACAGCGCGGCCGGGCCGCAGCCCCGCGAACGGGGCGGCUCCGUGAGCCGGCAGCGCCGGGACUCGGUCCGCAAGAACCGCCCGCUCUUUCCUUGGUUCGGCUUGGACAUCGGGGGGACCUUGGUCAAGCUUGUUUAUUUCGAACCGAAGGACAUCACCGCCGAAGAGGAGGAGGAAGAAGUGGAAAACCUCAAAAGCAUCCGCAAGUACCUGACGUCCAACGUGGCCUACGGCUCCACGGGCAUUCGGGACGUGCACCUCGAGCUAAAGGACCUUACCCUGUGUGGACGUAAAGGCAAUCUGCACUUUAUACGCUUUCCUACUCAUGACAUGCCCGCUUUUAUUCAAAUGGGAAGCGAAAAACACUUUUCAAGCCUCCAUACUACCUUAUGUGCCACGGGAGGUGGAGCGUACAAAUUUGAGCAGGACUUUCGCACAAUGAGUGACCUUGAGCUUUGUAAGCUCGAUGAACUCGAUUGCCUUAUUAAAGGAGUUUUGUACAUCGAUUCGGUCGGAUUCAAUGGGCAUUCGGAGUGCUACUAUUUCGAGAACCCGACGGAUGCCGAACGGUGUCGGAAGCUCCCGUUCAACCUGGAGAACCCGUAUCCUCUCCUCCUGGUGAACAUCGGCUCGGGGGUCAGCAUUCUGGCCGUGUAUUCCAAAGAAAACUACAAGCGGGUCACGGGCACCAGCCUGGGAGGGGGAACGUUUUUUGGGCUCUGCUGCCUGCUGACCGGCUGCUCCACGUUUGAGGAGGCGCUGGAGAUGGCGUCGCACGGGGACAGCACCAAAGUGGACAAGCUGGUGCGGGACAUUUACGGGGGGGACUACGAGCGGUUCGGGUUGCCCGGUUGGGCUGUGGCCUCCAGCUUUGGGAACAUGAUGAGCAAGGAGAAGCGGGACUCUGUCAGCAAAGAGGACCUGGCCAAGGCCACUUUAAUCACCAUCACCAACAACAUCGGCUCCAUAGCGCGGAUGUGCGCGCUCAACGAGAACAUUAAUCGCGUGGUGUUCGUUGGCAACUUCCUUCGGAUCAACACGAUCUCCAUGAGGCUUCUGGCGUACGCGUUGGACUACUGGUCGAAGGGGCAGUUAAAAGCACUUUUCUUGGAACACGAGGGUUAUUUCGGUGCCGUCGGUGCUCUGCUGGAGCUCCUGGAUUCAGCCUGAGUCCCUACAGAUUCUAUAUGUUGGACCUAUGGAGUUGGGGCGCUUCCCCGGUCACCAAACCCACAUUUCACUUCAGACCAUCCGUUCGCUGUUUAAUUGCGGGUGACCCGAUGGGAACGGGCAAGGCCUGUCGAGUUUCUAUCUGUAAACUGUUCAAACCGAUCUUCAGUUCCAAUGCGGGUUUGUUCAAAAGAGAGAACGUCUGCCAAUCCGCCGCCGGCCCGGCAGCGACGCUUUAUUCCCCUCGGCGCUAUUUCGCUACGUCGUUCACAUGAUUAGGGAUGAAAGGUAAAACCCAAAUCCCACACUGGCUCUCAUUUCAACCACACGACGCUUUGGGGCUGCCGUGGGGCCCGAGUGUCCAUCAACCUCCGCCCUUUUGAUCUACAAGCAAGUUUGAAGAUGAAAUAGUAUUUCUUUUCCUGUUUGUUGUGUUUUUCUCUCUGUUGUUAAACUUGGCUGCACAUAAUUAUACCAAAGAGAUGUUUUUUUUCA